Molecule: messenger RNA, 2040 nt
Organism: Cydia splendana
Lineage: Eukaryota; Metazoa; Arthropoda; Insecta; Lepidoptera; Tortricidae
Product: sorting nexin-14-like
Exons: 11
Coding region: 80-1705 (541 amino acids)
Biological process (GO): autophagosome maturation
Cellular component (GO): late endosome
Molecular function (GO): phosphatidylinositol binding
Source: RefSeq, a predicted model, not a curated record
CUCGCACGAAAGGCGAGCGCGACUUCUCCACGUAGACCUGGAACUGCUGGUGGGCGAGCCGCGCCAUUUAUACGCCUUCAUGCAACACGUCAAGUCUACAAGCCAACUGCAGCUCCUACAGUUUUAUAAGGACAUCAAACUGUUUCAAACCAAGCUGCUAGACCCAAACCUAAAGCCGAACGAAGAAGAACAAGCAACAUUAUUCCGCGAAGCGACGGAGCUACUUGCCCGUCGCGGUAACACGAGAGCUAUACAUAAUGGAGACCUUAAGAGAUUACAAACGUGUCCCGAAAUCUUCACGGCAGCGAAUGAGGUGCAAGCCGUGCUUGAAAAUGUGUUGCUGCCCCGUUUCUUACACAGCGAAGAGUAUUAUAAAAUAUUGAUUGGAUCAAGAAUACCCACAGGCUACCAAAAACAAAACAAGAGGACACCGCCAGUCCGCGCUAAAGGCCCACCACGCGCGCCCACCACCGGCCUGAUUUUAGAACAUUGCGGCAACGAAGAUGGCGACGAUGGAGCCCUACUGGCGUGUCUAGAACACCUUGCUGACGAGUUGGAUGAUGACCUUGUCACCUACAAAGUUGUAUUAACCAGCGUCGACAUCAGAAUGCAAGCGCCUCCCCGCGCGGGCACGGUGCGCGUGUUCACGCUGUGCGUGUACUGCGUGGAGCGCGGCGCCGAGCCCCGCGCCUGGAGCGUGCAGCGCAGCGAGCACGACUUCCAUCUGCUGCGGAGCAAGCUGCAGGAGUUCCACGGCGAGCGCCUGCUGCAGGACCUGCCGCUACCCUCCAGGAGAGACAACAGCCCACUCGAAACGCUUCGCUACAAAUACGAGGACUUCCUGCAGCGCGCCCUAGAAGCGCCUCUCCUCCAGAGCUCCGCACUGCUUCGGCUGUUCCUCUCUUGCACGGACUUCGCUCUCGCGGCGGCCGCUGCUGCUUUAAAUGGACCAGAUAUUGGGAAUAUGGUCACGGCGGUUACACAUAGGUUGAGGAAGGAAAAGGGACAACAUUUGGAGUCUUUUCUCAGGAAUUAUCUACUGUCUGCUGAUAUGGAACGAUAUCAAGCGCUAAAGCAAGGCGCGGGCGUAGAAGAGGCCCAAGAAGUGAGCGAAGACGUGAGCAAACGCCCGCGUCGCCGCGACAUCAGAGAAGCAGUAUUUGGCAACAAUUUCGAUGUGGAACCCAGCGGGGAACUCAUCGAUGGCAGCUAUCAAGACAAAGUUAAGGGGUUCACGCAGUGUCUUAUGUAUUUAUUAAUAAAAGUGUUCCACGCACGCGGCUGGCUCGUGCGCGUGCUCGGCGCGGCGCUCGCGGCCGCGCGGCGCGCCGGGGCCGCCGCGGACGCCGCCGCCGCGCGCUGGCUCAACAAAACACUGGCUACGAGUCUGUGUGAACGACGGCUGGCGCACCUUAUAAGACUAGGGCAUGACAUAUUAUUCGGCAAGAAAACCAUCCCACCGCGGCUACCGGCUACCAAACAACGUCAAAUAGCGCACGCGCAGCUGCGCCGCGCCCUACCGCCCGCCGCCGCGGCCGCGCUAGGGACCGGCGCCGCGCAAGCACUAGAUAAGGCGUUUGAGCUGCUGCAGCGGCCGCAGCUUAACAAACAGUUGGUGUACAAUCUUCUCGAUCUAUGUAUAAUGGAGCUGUUCCCGGAAUUAAGUGCCACAGAUAACAGAUCACCGAACGAACCAAAGAGUUGAGGCAGUGUUGUAAACUAUCAAAAUUUUAUAUUUUUAAGUACCAUCUUACUGAUGUAGUGCAUAAUUAUUUUCCAUCGUAUUUUCACGGAAAUGUACAAACUUGUCUUGCUAUUCCAGUCAGUCUCGGUACAAAAAGUACUGAGGUUGACUGAAGUAGUAUGAGAAAUACGAACGUUUCCGAGAAAAUACGAUGGAAAACAGUUAUGCACUACAUCAGUACACACUUUUAAAUGGGCUAUAUUCUGUUUAAAGUUGUACUACACUUUCUUUUCUAAUUUUGGAAUUUUUAUAUUAUUUCUACUCAAAAUCACAAGCUCUUUUGAACCAAAUAAAAA